AUGUCCGUAUACGAACAGCAUAAGCUUCUCGUAGCCAAUCGCGGAGAGAUCGCCGUCCGAAUUUUGAGCACAGCACGGAAGCUCGGGCUGCAGACGAUCUCUGUAUAUUCUCCAUCUGACGCGACAUCCCCGCAUGUCAACCUUGCUGACGAGGCCAUCCCUUUGGCCGAUUAUCGUCACGACAAACACGGAGUACCUGAAUCUCAGCUGUACCUCGACGCUCAGCUACUCCUCUCAAUAUGCAAGGAACUUGGAGUGACACUUGUGCAUCCUGGAUACGGGUUCCUGGCCGAAAACGCGGGAUUCAUACGUCUCUUUACGGAGUCAGGUAUCACGGUACUAGCCCCAAGCGCCGAUGUGGUCGACUUGAUGGGCGCGAAGCACGCUGCACGCGAGAUUGCUAGAAAGGUUGGCGUGCGGGUGAGUCCUGGUUCGGGUGACGAGACUUCUUCGAUAGAAACGGCCAACGUGAAUGGUUUGACUACGUCUCUCAAUGCUGCCGUAGACCUGGGCAAACGCGUCGGAUUCCCGAUUCUCCUCAAGGCAACCAAAGGCGGUGGUGGCAUGGGAAUGGUAGUUUGCCAUCAUGAACACGAAGUCCAAGAUAAAUGGGACCAGGCAAAAGAGAGAGCCCAGGCGCUAUUUGGGGACGACGGGCUAAUAGUUGAGAAGUACAUUCAACAAGGUAGACAUAUUGAAACUUGCCAGAUAUUUGGCGACGGUCAAGGCAACGUCGUACACUUAGGCGAACGCGAAUGUAGUGUCCAGCGGCGACACCAGAAAGUAAUCGAAGAAACACCUUCGCCAUUCUAUAAUGCCAUGAAUCCGGGUGCAAGAGACGCAAUUUGCCAGGCGGCUAUACGUAUAGGCAAAGAGCUGAAAUAUAGUUCGGCAGGCACAGUCGAAUUCCUCGUUGACGCCUCCACCGGCGAGUUUUGCUUCCUCGAAGUGAACACGCGUAUACAAGUCGAACAUGGCAUUACUGAGGCGGUGUAUCCUGGGUUGGAUAUUGUUCAGUUGAUGAUUGACCUGGGAAUCGCAGCGCAUUCAACUCGCACGGACACGGGUCUGCACGCCAUCGAAGUGCGCGUCUACGCAGAGAACCCUGCAGAAGGAUUUAGGCCGUGUCCUGGAGUGUUGCAACUCGUCGAUAUUCCUGACCGGAAGGAAGAAGGAUGGCUAAGAGUAGACAGUUGGAUAUCCACUGGUACAAUCAUUACGCCACACUUCGACCCCCUUCUCUGCAAGGUCAUUGUGACGGGAUCCUCUAGAGACGAGGCAAUUGCUCGCAUGAAGGCGGUUCUGACGGAGACACGAAUUUGCGGACCUCCGAACAACAUUGAGCAUCUACAGGUCUCUCUAGGCGAUCCCAUUUUCGCCAAGGGACGGGCCACGACGAGGUGGUUAGAGAGCCUGCCUUUCAUUCCAAGAGCCGUGACUGUAGUAUCUUCGGGGUUGGAUAUGACGGUGCAGGAUCUGCCGGGAAGAGUUAUGGGUCUCGGUUUGCCACGUUCAGGCCCCAUGGAUUAUAUAGCUUUUCAAGCUGCGAACCUCCUGGUUGGGAACAAGUCUUCGACCGAAGGCCUCGAGAUCAUCGUCAUGUCUGGCGUCCCGGCUGUUUUCCAUUUUCAUGUACCUACUAUCAUCGCGGUCACUGGCAAACCAGUCUUUCUCUCCAUCACUGCCGACGUAGAGGACUACGACAAAUUUGACGCGAAGUCGUCGUCAAAGGAGACAGUCGACAGGGCGAAUUACGAGGAUAGCAGGGGGUUCAGAGUCUACCUCGCCUUUCGGGGUGGCUUUCCCAAUAUCCCAGAGUAUUUGAAGUCCAAGUCGACGUCGAUGGGAUUGGGAGGUUACCAGGGAAGAUCACUCCUCCCUGGUGACCAGAUUGCUCUUGCUGAAUGUAGUCCCAAGCACGGAGAAGACGUGAACAUACGCAUUCCUGAUUCAACGAUCCCGACCUAUCCGCUUCAAGCCACCAUCCAUGUCCUCUCUGGUCCUCAAGAUGACCCAGAAUUCAUCACAGCUGAUGGAGUCGAGAAGUUCUACGCCACAAACUUCAGAGUCAGUCCCUCCAGCAAUCGGAUGGGAAUUCGCUUGGAACUCUCCAAUGACUCAGGCGACGGAAAGAUUGGUUGGGCCAGAGAGAAUGGGGGUGAAGGUGGAUCGCAUCCGAGCAACAUCUUGGACAAUGCGUAUGCGUUUGGGAGUAUCAAUAUCAAUGGCGAUACGCCAGUGAUUCUCGCAAAUGAAGGACCUGAUAUGGGGGGCUACGUGUGCGCUUGUACGAUUGCCGAAGCAGAUAUGUGGAAAUUGGGGCAGUUGGGUCCUGGGAACGAGAUCAGGUUCAGGCGGGUAUCUUGGGAUACGGCGUUGGGAUUGCGGCAUCGCAAUGAAUCUUGGCUUGACGGCGUGAAGGCGGCAAUAUCAAAGUCCGAAUCAGGCAGCAUCGACCUAUUCAAGGAAGAAACUGAGGGCGGGCUAGGCGGGCCAAAGUUGUUGGUCGCUGGCGACUCCGCGAUUUUGGUUGAUUUCGGGGAGAUGCGCCUCGACUUUAGCAUUCGCGCUCUUGUACACGCGUUCGAAUUGGAGGUUCGUGGAGCUCGAGUGGACGCUAUCAAGCGUCUUUGCCCUUGUAUACGUUCAACCAUGUGCCAUUAUGACCCCUUGCAAGUUUCACAAUCCACUGUGCUUGGUAUCCUCAGCAGCGCGCUGAGUAGGUUGCCUGACGCUGUGGAUGAAAUGGAGUUCCCAAGUCGAGAGAUCACAUUUCCGAUUGUGCCGGAUGAUCCCUGGUGUCAAGAGGCGAUAGACAAGUACGCGCGAACGACGAGGGAUAAAGCGGUAUAUGUACCGAGCAAUGUCGAAUACCUCGCCCGCAACAACGGUCUGGAUGGCAAGGAAGAUGCGCUGAGCAAAUUGAUUGACUCGGAAUGGCUUGUAGUUGGUAUUGGGUUCUACCUCGCUUGUCCAUUUUUGGUCCCGAUAGACCCACGAUGUAGACUUGUAGGCCAAAAGAUGAAUCCAUCGAGGACAUAUACUCCCCGAGGCGCCAUUGGAAUAGCCGGCGUCGUCGCAGCCAUAUAUCCGGUUGAGUCUCCUGGUGGAUACCAAUUGUACGGCCGCACGCUCCCUGCCUGGCAAACUUGGGGUCGCGGCCGUCAUUUCUCCCCAGAAGAGCCUUGGUUACUACGUCCUUUCGACAAGGUCAGAUUCAAAGUCGUCGACGUCGGGGCAUAUGCUGAGCUAGAGCAACAAUUCGACGCAGGACGCUACGAGUUUGAGGUUUCGCCUACCAUAUUUUCGAUGAGAGAGUAUGCUGCAUUUGUGCAGUCCAUCGCCCCUGAAAUCAAGUCAUUCAGAGACAGCCAAGAGGCCGCUGUUGCGAUAGAAGAGGAACGUGAGCGCGCACUCCUCAUGGAAUGGGAGGCAGAAAAAAGAGUUGCGAACAUACCGACUCAAGUCGAUAACCACGCGGGCACAGCCUUCGUUCGCUCGCCAAUCUUCGCGAACAUAUGGAAGAUAAAGGUUGAAAUUGGAGACACGAUCGUGUCGAAGACGCAGGCAGUUGUUAUCCUCGAGUCCAUGAAGUCGGAGAUCAAUGUAUACCCGGAGGAGAACGCGGUAGGCAGAAAAGUAGUUGGGUAUGGCGAUGGUAUUGGGCCCGGCGCAGCGGUAAGACCUGGUGAUAUCAUAGUCCACCUUGCAUGA
Messenger RNA from Pleurotus ostreatus (oyster mushroom), 3714 nucleotides. RefSeq lists its product as uncharacterized. Gene Ontology annotation, molecular function: metal ion binding; ATP binding. The record is from RefSeq and is a predicted model, not a curated record. Lineage: Eukaryota; Fungi; Basidiomycota; Agaricomycetes; Agaricales; Pleurotaceae. The transcript has 21 exons. Bases 1 to 3714 code for a protein of 1237 amino acids.